This is a messenger RNA of Daldinia caldariorum, 8147 nucleotides long. RefSeq lists its product as uncharacterized. Gene Ontology annotation, molecular function: fatty acid synthase activity; 3-oxoacyl-[acyl-carrier-protein] synthase activity; phosphopantetheine binding. The record is from RefSeq and is a predicted model, not a curated record. NCBI's taxonomy places the organism in Eukaryota, Fungi, Ascomycota, Sordariomycetes, Xylariales, Hypoxylaceae. The coding region runs from base 104 to 7783 and encodes 2559 amino acids. Gene Ontology annotation, biological process: secondary metabolite biosynthetic process; fatty acid biosynthetic process. The transcript has 12 exons.
UCGAUCAUAUUCCUGUUUUCCUACCGGUCGUCGUACUAUAGCCAAUACUAUAGCUUUGAAAGAAGGGGCCUAUUAAAAAUUUUUAUUUUUCAUUUUUGGCAUAAUGACUGACGACAUAGCGGUUGUAGGAUUUUCCUUUAAGCUCCCUCAAGAUGUCAACGACGUCUCUAGUUUGUGGGAGGUCCUCGAGAACAGGAGGAACCUGAUGACCGAGUGGCCAGAGAACCGGAUAAAGAGUGGCUCAUUUGAAGCAAGUAAGGAGGGUAACGUCCGCUGCCGAGGAGGACAUUUUAUUACAGAAGACCCUGCGUUGUUUGACGCACCGUUCUUCUCAGUGACCGCAAAGGAGGCGGCUUCCAUGGACCCAUUGCAGCGAUGGACUCUUGAAGCAGCUUAUCAUGCUUUUGAAAAUGCUGGAAUACCACUCGAACAGCUUAAAUCCUCACGCUGCGGCGUAUACUCCGCUUCAAUGACGGAUGACUACAAGAGGAUGACCGGACAGGAUCCCGAUAAUUUACCUCGCAUGGCUGUCACAGGAACCUUCGAAUCAAUCCUGCCCAACCGUGUCAGCUGGUAUUUUGACUUACAUGGACCCAGUAUCCAUAUAGACUCGGCUUGUUCGAGCAGUUUGUUAGCUCUAGAUUUUGCUUGCCAGGCUCUUCGAACUGGUGAAGCCACGACUGCAAUUGUUACCGGGACCAAUUUGAUCAUUGGUCCUGCUUUAUACCAGAUGUUAUCCGCGCUUAAUUUCUUAUCGCCAGAUAGUCGUUGCUACAGUUUCGACCACCGAGCCAAUGGCUAUGCUCGAGGAGAAGGUGUUAUUGCCCUCGUCGUCAAACCACUAUCAGACGCUGUGCGAGAUGGUGAUAUGAUUCGGGCAGUUAUUAGGUCGACUAGUACGAACCAAGACGGACACACGCCAGGUCUUACACAACCCAGCCCUCAGGCGCAAGAAGAUCUUAUAAGACAGGUUUACAAAAAGGCAAACCUGCCUCUCGAUGUUACUCGCUAUCUUGAGGCUCACGGCACUGGAACUCCAGUUGGUGACCCGAUUGAGAUGAAAGCUAUCGGAAAAGUUUUCAGAACGAGUCGUUCUCCCGAAGAUCCCCUUUAUGUUGGCUCUAUUAAAUCUAAUAUCGGUCAUCUGGAAGCUGGUAGCGGUUUGGCUGGCCUUUUGAAGACGAUAUUGAUUCUUGAAAAGGGUAUAAUUCCAGGAAAUGCCAACUUCGAAAAGAUGAACCCCAAGAUUGACGCAGACUUCUACAACAUCAAGGUACCAACCGAAAGCGUGCCUUGGCCAACCGAGGGUGUGCGCCGCGCUUCAGUUAAUUCCUUUGGGUUUGGAGGAACAAAUGUACAUGUAGUUGUUGACGACGCAUUACAUUACUUACAAGAACGAGGGCUACGUGGAAACCACUGCACCAGUCUGCCGCACAAGUCGAUCACGAAUGGUGUUACCAAUGGCACCAACGGUACCAACGGUGUUAAUGGCACUAACGGCACCAAUGGUGCUACCAAUGGCAAUGGUGCAAAUGGUCACCAUUCCAAUGGACACCAUGCGGAAGCUGGAUCGAAACUUCUGGUUUGGUCUGCAUCAGAUGAAAAAGCACUUAAGCGGAUGGUUGGAGACUACCAGACCUUCUACGAGGAUCAAAUCUCCGAUAGUCCGAGCAAACUCGACGACUUAGCGUUUACAUUAGCCAACCGCCGAAGUCAUAUGCUCUGGCGGGCAUUCGCCGUUGCCGGCAACGGCGAACAGGAUGUGAAACUCACAACCGCCAAACCAGUUCGAAGCUCGACCGACGCCGGGUUAGCGUUCGUAUUCACGGGCCAGGGAGCACAAUACGCCAAUAUGGGCUCAGAUCUUCUCGAGUUUCCGUUGUUUAAGAAGACGCUACAGGAGAUUGACGAGAUAUACAAGAGUCUAGGAUGCCAAUGGUCGUUAUUUGAUGAGCUUCACAAUAAAGAGAAUAUUGAUAAACCCGAGUGUAGUCAGCCCUUGUCGACGGCUGUUCAGUUAGGGUUAAUCGAGUUACUGAAGAGUUUUGGCGUUAUUCCCAAGGCAGUGGUCGGACACUCGUCUGGUGAAAUCGCGGCAGCCUAUGCGAUUGGAGCACUAUCGUUACUCGCAGCUUGUAAAGUAUCUUAUUUCCGAGGUCAGCUAGCUGGACAACUUAGAGCCACGAGCUCUACUCCGGAGGCUAUGAUAUCAGUGAAUCUCCCUGAAGAAGAGGUGCAAGGUUAUCUCCAGAAGAUUAGCGACGAGGUCGCGUCCCAGAUUAACAUCGCCUGUAUUAACAGUCCGUUAAACUGCACACUUUCUGGAAAGGAGAGCGCCAUCGACAUCGCGAAAGAGCAGCUCGACAAAGACGGCAUCUUUGCUCAGAAGCUUAAGACUGGCGUUGCGUAUCACUCCCCUUCUAUGUCUCAGAUUGCGGACGAGUAUAUACGCAAGAUGGGAUCCCUUGAUGAUGGCAAUCUCAAGGGAAUUAGAUCAUCAAUCCCGAUGGUCUCGUCUGUCACUGGCAAGCCCGUGAAGCCGGCUUCAUUGGCGACUCCCCAGUACUGGGUCGAUAAUAUGGUUUCUCCCGUCAGGUUUUCUGAUGCCGUCGAGCUUCUGACACAGAAGACAUCGACAUUAAAGGUAGGGUUAGGGAAUAUUACUGAUCUAGUUGAGGUUGGCCCUCAUCCAGCGCUGCGCCGACCAGUCCAAGACACUCUGGCGAAGCUCGGAAAGAAGAAGGAACAAACACGGUACAGCUACGUUCUUCACCGAUCUCAUUCUGCAGUUCAGACUACCCUCGAACUUGUCGGCCAGCUUUUCUGCUACGGACAUGCAGUCUCCAUCUCAGCAGCAAACCAACAGACUGACAAGGAGUCUCAUCGCUUCUUGGUCAACUGUCCGAAGUAUCCCUUCGACCACUCGAAGGCGUACUGGUCCGAGUCCCGUCUGAGUCGAGACUUCAGAUUACGCGAGAGCACCAAGGGCGAGACCUUAGGAGCAAGGUUCUUCGAUUGGAACCCGCUCGAGCCCAGGUGGAGGAACUUCCUCAGCGUCGAGACUACGCCUUGGAUUGGAGAUCACGUCAUCAGUGGAACUACACUCUACCCUGCUGCAGGAAUGUUGGUAAUGGCGAUGGAAGCCGUACUACAGAUUCAGCCUGACAACCGCGUAGUAUCAGGAUACUACGUGAAGGAGGCUAACUUCAUGAACCCUAUUGUCGUCAAAGAGGCCUGGGAAGACAGAACAGAGACCAUGCUUCAUCUACGACCGGUACAGAGACCAUACGAAAAGGAAUCUACCUGGUCCGAUAUCACGAUAUACGCGUAUUACGAUAGCCGGUGGACUGAGUGUUUCAAGGCCAGCGUCCAAGUCGAGUUUGAAGAUCCCGCUCAAGUCGACAUCCGAGAAGAGCGCCGCCAGGCCCACAAGAAAGUUGCCGAUAGGUUCCUGGAAGCGCAAGCCGCGUGCACGAGGCCUGUUGACUCCCAUGUAUUCUACGACGAUGCUACGGAGCAUGGCUUGGCGUACGGAGAGGCAUUCCAAGUACUCGAAGACAUCCGAUGGGACGGUAAAGCAGACACCGUCGCCCGUGUCGAUAUGUCAAAGUGGAAGACGACUAGUCUUGUUCACCCUGUGGUUUUGGACUCUGCUUUCCACGCCUUACGUGUCAGCACUACAUCGGGCCUAGACCUAUCCAAUGCCACGAACGUUCCCGUCCGAUUAGUAGAUGGUUGGUUCUCGCAGACCGGAUGGCAACAACCUGAGACGUCUUCGGUCAAGUGGUUUGCGACAUCCGAAGUUAAGGGUGGCCGGGAGAGCGAUGAAGGUUCUAUCUACGCCAUCGCGGAUAACGGAUCUGUGCUGUGCACGAUGGGCAGACUAGUAACUGGAGUUGUGUCGAGGAGGAACGAGGGAGACCAGUCUGGUAAAAAGCUAUUGUAUAGCAUCGAAUGGAAACCUCAACUAAGCCUGAUCGACCCAAAGCAGCUGGAAUCUGCGGUCGACGCUGACACUUUCGUCAGGGAUGAAGCCACAAUGUUGCUUCACCAUCAGAAGCUGACCCUUGUUCUGGACAAGGUCGUCUCAAAGACCUUGAAAUUGCUGUCUGGUGAAAAGGGCGAGAAGGUCCCCGAAAGCCAGAAGAGGCAUGUGGAAUGGCUAAAUUAUCAUAUCAAGUCCGUUUCUCCCGAGCGGAUAGCUGAAGAUAUAAGCGAAGAAGAGCUUGAGGUUCUAUUGAAAGAAAUCGAGGAUCUUCACCCACCGUGGAAGCUACACACAACGGCAGUCCGUCGUCUAGCUGAUAUCCUCACGGGCGAGGUUGACCCCUUAGAAGUUAUCUUCGAUUCCAACUUGGCGGACGUGUUCUACGCGGACAUGUUUGAACACGUGUGCGACCAUAGGAUGCUGAAGUUUUUGGACUUGGCAACCCACGAGAACCCCAACCUCCGUAUCCUCGAGGUCGGCGCCGGAACUGGUGGUAUGACGUCGCGAGUCAUUGCGGCCCUGACCGAACUCGAGAAGAAGAGCGGCUCGCUUAAGUUUGCGGAGUACACAUACACUGACGUAUCGCCUGCUUUCUUCGAAAGGGCCAAAGCUAAAUGGGAGGACUACAAAGAGCGAAUGACCUUCAAGUCAUUUGAUAUGAAGCGUAGCGCUGAAAGCCAAGGCUUCGAGCUAGGCUCUUACGACUUGAUCAUUGCCGGAAGUGUCCUGCAUGCUACGGAGGAUUUGAUCGCUACGAUGAAGAAUGUGCGCAGCACGCUCAAGCCCACUGGCCAUCUCUUGCUCCUCGAGGUCAUUGCACCUGAAGAUGUGGUCACAAACUUCACAUUCGGUCUCGUGCCCGGAUGGUGGGGUCGCCGAGAAGAGUGGCGAGGCUUAUCCCCUGCCAUCCCCGAGAAGCAGUGGGACGACGUCUUGAAAUGGACGGGAUUCAGCGGAAACGACCUUGUCCUGAGAGAUUACCAAAGCGAUGCCUGCCACAUCUUCAGUAUCAUCGUCUCAAGGGCUGCGGAGGAAGCUCAAGAAGCCCCCUCUACUAAGCCUGGACCUGUCCUUAUUGUCGAUAGCCAGUCGGAAGAACAAACCGAGAUCGCCAACUUGAUCCACAGUAGCAUCGUCAAGUCCCAAGAUCAGCAGGCUCGCAUUGUAACUCUCGACCAGGUUGCUACUGCAGGCCUUUCCAAGGACGAUACUGUCAUAUGCAUUGCUGAGAUGAACAAGCCUUUCCUCGCGGCACUCUCCGAAGAAAAGUUCAAGCUGAUCCAAGAACUCCUAAAGCACGUAAUUUCUCUAUUAUGGGUUACGUUAACAAGCCUGGAAGACGAAAAAUACUCUGAGUAUGGUAUCAUGAGCGGAUUCUUACGAUCUAUCCGGCACGAAGAAAGUGAAAAGCACAUUGUCACGGUCGCGAUCGAGUCUCAAGGGGAAACCAAGGAACAGCACGCGCAAUAUGUCGCUAAGGCGUACAAGGCGGCCUUCGAAUCGCAAACCGCGGAGCUGGAAUAUAUCGUCCGCAAGGGCCAGCUCACUACAGGUAGGGUUGCGGAAGACGUGUCCGGCAACGAGACCCUCCGGGCUCUCCUUUACCCACGGAUCCAAGAGAAGCCUUUCUCGGAAGGACCAGCACUGAAGCUUGCCAUCGGCGAGACGGGGACACUGGACGGCCUACAGCUUGUAGAGGAUGUCGCGCGGGAAGCUGAACUCCUCCCGCACGAGGUAGAGAUCAAGGCCAAGUCUUGGGGCCUGAACUUCAGAGAUGUCCUCUGCGCCUUGGGCCGCUUGAAGGAUAAUGAAUUGGGUGUCGACUGCGCUGGUGUUGUGACUAGAGUAGGUCCCGACACCGACCCAGAGAUCCGACCAGGCGAUAAGGUGUGUAUGAUCUCGAUCGACUGCAUGCGGACACACCCACGCGCUUCGGACAAGGCCGUCUUUAAGAUUCCCGAAGGCCUGUCCUUCGAGGUCGCCACAUCGGUCCUCGUUCCUGGUAUGACAGCCUAUUACGCCAUGGUCGAUAUCGCUCGUGUUCGCAAGGGAGACAAGGUCCUUAUUCAUUGCGCCGCUGGCAGCACUGGGCAGAUGGCGACCUGGAUUGCGAAGUCUAGGGGAGCCGAAAUAUUUGCUACCGUCGGCUCUCAGGCGAAGCGACAAUUCCUGAAGGAUACCUUCGGCAUUCCUGACGACCACAUCUUCAACAGCCGAAACACUUCUUUCGCCCAAGGAAUCUUGAGAGUGACCAACGGAUACGGCGUUGAUGUAGUCCUCAACUCGCUCUCAGGAGACAGCCUGCGGGCAACUUGGGAGUGCAUGGCGCCGUUCGGUCGUUUUGUGGAGAUUGGUGUGCUCGAUAUCAAGGCCAACUCGGGACUACCCAUGGCUGGCUUCGCCAGAAACGUCAGCUACUCGGCUAUAGACUUGCGCUACGCCAUCCUCAAUAACCAAGACUUGACUUUCGACCUCCUAAAAGCCACCCUCGGCCUCUUGAACGAGGGCUCUGUGAAGCAUCCCGGCCCGAUACAUGUCUACCCCGUGUCGAAGGUCGUGGAAGCAUUCCGGUUCCUCGGGGACGGAAAGAAUAUCGGGCGUGUCAUUCUUGACGUCGCGCCCAAUGACGUGGUCCCGCAACUCCUUGUUGAACGACGAACAUGGAAGUUCGACGAGAACGCUUCUUAUGUGAUUGCUGGAGGAUCUGGCGGUCUUGGUCGUGCGACCAUCAAAUGGAUGGCCGACAGGGGCGCGAAGCAUGUGAUUGUCCCGUCGAGGUCGGGCAGUUCGAAGCCAGCGCUCGCCGGGCUCAUCUCGGAGUUGGCAAAGCGCGGCGUCAACGUGUACGCCCCCGCGUGCGACGUAUCUUCGACCGAAUCUGUGAAGAAGGUACUCGAGGAAGCUUCUCGCAUGAUGCCGCCUGUCAAGGGCUGCAUCAACGCUGCUAUGGUCCUCCAAGACGCCGUGUUCGACAACAUGACCUUCGCCCAGUGGGACCUCACGAUCAAGUCCAAGGUGCACUCGGCCCUGGUAUUACAUGAGUUACUACCCAAGGACCUGGACUUUUUUAUCCUCUUAUCUUCCCUGAACGGUGUGUGCGGAGCGUUAGCCCAAUCCAAUUACGCGGGUGGUUGUUCGUUCCAAGACGCGCUGGCGCGGUAUCGCGUUGCCCACGGCCAAAAGGGAGUUUCCAUCGACAUCGGUUGGAUGAGAAACAUCGGAAUCGUCGCAGAGACGCAGGCAUACCAACGUCAACGAAAGAGCUGGGAUGAUAUGCAGAAGAUCGACGACACGGAAUAUUUAGCACUUUUGAGCGUGCUCUGCGACCCGUCCGAGCCUGUCCCUUCGCCGACCGGCAGCCAAGUUCUUUUCGGUCUGCGCACACCGGCUGACUUCCUAGUCAAGAACCAGCCGGUCCCGGCUUUACUAACCAGGCCAUUGUUCUCCCCCUUCUCUCACGUCGUCGGAGAGGCUAAGAGCGCUUCGAAGGAUGUCGGUGUAGACUCGGCUGCCCUCUUCAGAGACGCAACGGAUACUAGCGAGCGUAUCCAGAUUGUCAUCAGCGCACUGACUCAGAAGCUAGCUCGUUCCAUGGCCAUCUCAGCCGACGACGUGGAGCUCAACAAGCCUCUUUCAAGUUACGGUGUUGACUCCCUGAUGGCGGUCGAGUUGCGUAACUGGAUCGGCAGAGAUUUCCAGGCGAGCGUGGCUGUUUUUGAUAUCAUGGGCAACGUGCCAAUUUCAGCUAUCGGAGACUUGGUUGUGGCCAGGAGCAUCAUCGGAAAAAGCCAGUAGUGUGUAGAAGCACGGGCGAUAGAUUAUGGGUUAACAGGAGUUGUUCAUGUGUAUAUUAGCGUUUUGGGGCCAGGUUUUCACUCAUGAUGCACUCAAUAUUAUCUAUUCUUACCCCUUAAAGCUUCUCUUGUAAGCUCGUUAGGCACUCUUAAAGCAAUACCUAAGGUAAUAAGACUGAUUCCACCAGUGCCUGAGAUGUCUAUCUAUCGUGCUUAUACUUGACUUAGAGUAAGAAUAUAUGCUUUGUUGCUAGGGAUAUGAGGAUACGUGGAUACAGCAGGGGUCUAUUGUCUAUAUAAAUGGUAGCCAUCUCCCUCGAAGGAGGUGAGAGGGCUACCUAGGCGUUACAAGAUCUCUACAAUAG